GUGCUCGCGGCGCUGCGCGACGCGCACGCGGCGCUGACGCUGGAGACGGCGAAGACGCUCGAGGCGCGCGGAAACGCGGGGCGGUGCUUUCGAGAGGAGAUAUCGAAUCUCGCGCGGGCGAGCUGCGAGGCGACGAAGGCGACGAUUCGAGCGGCGUGCGCGAGGGCGAGGGAAGGGCGCGCGGCGAACGUGCGACGAGGCGUGGGCGCCGUUUGGGAGGCGUCGAAAGCGUUCGCAAAGGCGCCGAAAGAUGCGGUGCGCGCGGUGGCGGCGCGUUUGAUGACGUGCGCGAGGUUCGUCAAGGACGUGGACGACGAGAUGCGCGCGCUCGGCGAGGACGAGGAAGGCGCGGCGGCUUCGACGCGAACGGACGAGGAUGAUUUGAGAUUUUGCGACGACGAUUUCAGCGAGACGGAGAUGGCGAACGCGAAGGCUCUGCGCGUGUUCGUCAAGGAGUGCGUCGCGCUGUUGAAGGCUUUGAUUUUACCGACGGUGAAAGAGAAGACGGCGCGGCUGGAAGCGCUCGAGCCAAUCGUCGACGCGUGCUUGGAGUUUCAAAAUUGUGUCGAAGAAAUCGGAGCGGGAGCGUACCCCCCGCAAGACGUCGACGAUCUCAAGGUACACGUGCGAACCGCGCGAGAGGCGGGCAAAAAGAUGUUCGAGUGCGUGCGAGACGCCGGAAUCGGCGACGACGAAACCGAAAACGCGUUUGCGCGAUUCGACGAGACGGGCGCGAGCGUCUCGUUACGCGUCGACUAA
This is a messenger RNA of Ostreococcus lucimarinus CCE9901, 759 nucleotides long. RefSeq lists its product with no specific name. The annotation marks the transcript as partial. The record is from RefSeq and is a predicted model, not a curated record. NCBI's taxonomy places the organism in Eukaryota, Viridiplantae, Chlorophyta, Mamiellophyceae, Mamiellales, Bathycoccaceae. Gene Ontology annotation, cellular component: nucleus. Gene Ontology annotation, biological process: regulation of cell cycle. The transcript has a single exon.